CUUCCCCAAUUCCCCAUCACUUCCCUUUAAAAACACGGACCAAUCAAAACUUCUUCAGAUAAGGCAUGCGCAAUUAAGUGACUAUCCGGGUGAAAUAGACUUAUGCCACUUAUGCAGAAUUCCAUAUUUCUCUUUCACUGUUUGGGCUUCACUUUUUAGAGAUUAGGCUGAGUAUAUAAAGUUAUAUGUAUAUGGUGUCACCACCACGUGGUUUGUCGGUUUUGUUUUUGUUGUUAUUGUUUUGUUUUGAUUUUGGUGCAAAUCUUGACGAGAUAUUGUGUUAGUAUUGUUAAUUAUUAUUAUUAAGUAUUUCGUUACUUGUUUAUAUAAAUAAUAACUAUAUGUGACGUGUCUGAUUCUGUGUUAAUAUUGUAUAUAAUAUAAUUUUUUCAAUUCUACAUGCUGGAUAUAGUUAUUGACAUUUUUUGUUAGAAACUAUGGAUAAUAUAGAUGAAGGAGUAGAUUUAAAUCCUCCAACAGAUACUGCUUUUAAUAACAAAUCAAUAAGUGUAGAACAUAUUAAACAAGAAAAUAAUAUUUCAGAAGAAAAUAUAAAUGGAUCAUCAGAUAACAAGUUUGAACUAUCGAAAGAAGUUAAGAAAAAGGUCUAUAGAUGUACCUUAUGUCGCUUUCAAACAGUACAUAGGACAAGUCUUUACCAACAUCAGAAAAUUCACUUGGCAACAGAAGAACGACAGUUGUUUGCUUGUGCACACUGCAACAAAAAGUAUAAAAAUAAAGAUAACUUAAAACUUCAUCUGGAGGAGUAUCAUAAUGAUUCCAGAAUGCAGGAAUAUCAGAAAGCGAUCUAUAGAUGUGCUACAUGUGACUACCAAACGACACAUAACUCACAGCUUAAUCAACAUAAGAAAAUUCACUUGACACUGGAAGAACGACAGGUGUUUGCUUGUGAGCACUGCGACAAGAAAUAUACGAGAAAAUCCAAAUUACAAGACCACCUCAAGUAUAAUCAUAUUGAUUCCAGACAGAAAGAAUCGUGGAAAAAGGUGAAAUGCUCCAAAUGUGACUACCAGACAUUUCGUAUGUCACUCCUUAGACGACACGAGGCAGUUCAUUUGGCGCCGGAAGAACGACAGUUGUUUACUUGUGCACACUGUGACAAGAAGUAUAGAAAAAAAGUUAACUUAAAAUAUCACAUUGAGGAUAAGCAUAUUGGCUCCAGGAGUUCCAGAAUGAAGAUAUCGCAGAAAAAAGUCUAUGGAUGUGCCGUAUGUGGCUUUCAAACACUAUAUAGGUCUAGUCUUAUACAACACGAGGCAGUUCACGUGGCGCCGGAAGAACGAGAGUUGUUUGGUUGUAGCCACUGUGAAAAAAAAUAUUUCACAAAAGAUGGCUUAGAAUACCACCUUAAGGAUAAUCAUAUUGAUUCCAGGGCGAAGGAAUCGCAGGGAAAGAUACAUAGGUGUUCCACAUGCAGCUACCAAACAUCGCAUAUUUCAUCUUUAAGCCGUCACGAGAAGGUUCACUUGGCAAAAGAAGAACGCCAGCUGUUUGGGUGUGCACACUGCCACAACAAAUACAGGACAAAAGCCAGCUUAAAAUACCACCUUGAUAAUACUCAUAUUGAUUCCAGAAUGAAGGAAUCGCAGAAAAAGGUCUAUAGAUGUUCCACAUGUAGCUACCAAACACCUAGUAUGUCAAAUCAUAGACAACACGAGAAAGUUCACUUGGCACCGGAAGAUCGACAGCUGUUUGCUUGUACGCAGUGUGACAAAAAAUAUACGUCAAAGCGGAAUUUACAACAUCACCUCAAGCGUGAUCACGUUGAUUCCAGAAAUGCUGAUUGUACAUCUCCAACUGAUGAAGUGAUAUUAGAUUCUUUGAAAAUGGAAAUUGAUGAUUACACUCCACAUUUGGAUGACUUUAAAAAUGCUGAACGUGUAGCGGUGACUAAUAAAGUAAAAUCAGAAGAUUUUUUAAAAAUAGAAAUUAAUGAUUAUGACACCCUGAUUUUAAAUAAAGAAAUGCAAGAUAACUUUAGGAAUACCGACAAUCUAUCUAUAACUAAGAAGUUAUGUAUUAAGCUGGAAGAUUUUAUAAAACUGGAACCUGAAGAUGACAAAUAAGACUGACGAUGAAGACACGCGUUUUUGUAUGAAGAAAAUAGUCAUAAUAUAAUCCUAAAAUGUUUAAAAAUUAACUGAUUUGUUUAAUUUUCGUAUGUAAACAUUUUUAAGCUAUACAGAUUUA
Messenger RNA from Sitophilus oryzae (rice weevil), 2211 nucleotides. Its product is annotated as zinc finger protein 484-like. The coding region runs from base 438 to 2087 and encodes 549 amino acids. Gene Ontology annotation, cellular component: nucleus; chromosome. The record is from RefSeq and is a predicted model, not a curated record. Lineage: Eukaryota; Metazoa; Arthropoda; Insecta; Coleoptera; Curculionidae. Gene Ontology annotation, biological process: regulation of transcription by RNA polymerase II. The transcript is spliced from 11 exons. Gene Ontology annotation, molecular function: chromatin insulator sequence binding; DNA-binding transcription factor activity, RNA polymerase II-specific; RNA polymerase II transcription regulatory region sequence-specific DNA binding.